CGGCUAUAUCGCCACCGUCGCCUACGCAUCAACUACACCACGCACGACAUCCGUCGAGCACAAGACUCCGUUAAUCCCCAGAAACGCCGCGAUAUCAUGGUACUCUCUAACAAUCACGACAACGGUGCUCACCCAUACUGGUACGCUCGUGUACUUGGUAUUUUUCACUGCACGGUACGCCAC
Molecule: messenger RNA, 183 nt
Organism: Stereum hirsutum FP-91666 SS1
Lineage: Eukaryota; Fungi; Basidiomycota; Agaricomycetes; Russulales; Stereaceae
Exons: 1
Source: RefSeq, a predicted model, not a curated record